Molecule: messenger RNA, 688 nt
Organism: Phragmites australis (common reed)
Lineage: Eukaryota; Viridiplantae; Streptophyta; Magnoliopsida; Poales; Poaceae
Exons: 1
Coding region: 96-437 (113 amino acids)
Source: RefSeq, a predicted model, not a curated record
GUCCCUGAUCGAACCCAUUCCGAUCGGCCCAUCCCCCUUUUCCCCGUCGCACGACGAAGCACCAAAACUCACAAGCGAGCAACCCAGGCGCGGAGAUGGCAGACGUCAGCGGCGGCGCGGGGGGCCGGCGGCCGCUGGGGCUGCUGGCGAACGCGGCGAAGCGGAAGGACGGGUUCGUGCAGCUGUUGCUGAUGGCGGGCGUCUUCAUGAUGAGCCUGCGGUCCCUGGGUCAGAAGCACCGCCUCCGCGACCUCGCCGAUGACGCCGCCGACCUCCGCCGCGAGCGCGACCACCUCUCCCUCCGCAUGAGGGACCUCCAGGACGCGCUCCGUCGCGAGGCCGGCGCCGACGCGUCAGGCUCCCUCGCGUCCCACCUCCGCCGCAUCUUCGCCGCACACCCCACCCCUGGUACCGCCGCCGCCGCGGAGGAUAACUAGCCGGCCUUCCCCAGAAAUCCUCCCCGCGUUUUCGUUCGAUGAUGUUGUGUUUGCCUGUUUAGCCGUGAGGACUUUGCGUGCGCGCUGUUGUCGCAGCCUGACGAGACAUGUCCGUCCGUGCACGCUUGUUUGUGGAAAUGCUGCAGAGGCGGCUGAAUUGCAUGGCACUGACGAAAAUUGUUACUACAACCUUGCGCCAUGAGACUGAAAUUUCUUCGAUGUUUUUGGUUUAAUCGACGGUCUUUUGCUUC